AUGGAUUCAACAUAAUUGUAACAGCAUAAAAUAAACUCAGAGCGACUGAAGAGCGAAAGUAACACAGCUCGUGAGAUAGAAAGAUCAGGAUAGGAUAAUUCUUUUGACGAGAAUAAACAUAAUAAAGAUCUGCCAUAAUCAUUGAAUACUGAGAAAGUUGGAGUGGGAGAAAAGCCGUUAUCAAAAUAAGAUGUGCUGAGUGUUGCAUCUAAAAACCAAGAUUAGCAUAAUAAUGAGCCAUCUCAGAAUAACAUAUCAGCAAAUGAUAACUCAAAGCUACCAGAACUGAAGUAGAAUCAGUCUGUUUAGCCAGGUUCACUAAUGUCAAAAGAUGAUAUUAGUGUUAAAAAUAAAGAGAACUAAGGUUAGCCAGAUGAUGAUGAAGAAAAUAAAAAUAUGCUAGAACAAACUAAAGAAGAGAUCGUUAAAAGGCCAAAAUGGAAAAUAAAAGGAGAAAAAAUACUUGAUAACUACAUCAUUACCAGUCUUAUGUCUGCUAUCACAGUUUACUCCCUAUUCUUUGAUGAUAUUAGAAUGAUUGCUCUAACGACUCAUACUGACGAUAUUAUAUUUGGUAUUACAACAUUUUGCUUCUGUGCUUUCGCAGUUGAAAUUAUUUGCGCAUCUAUUGUAAAGGAGAAGUAUUUCCUGACAUUCUUCUUUUGGCUUGAUGUUGUAUCGACUCUUUCAAUGAUUACAGAUAUUGGCUGGAUUAUGGACCUAAUAACAGGUGGUGGUGGUUCAGGCUAAGCAGGCAAUGCAGCUUAGUUGGCAAAGACUUCCAGAGCUGGUAGAGUAACCAGAGUUAUCAGAGUCAUUAGACUCAUAAGAUUGAUUCGUAUAGUCAAGCUCUACAAGUAGGCUAAGUUAGCAUAGUAAAAAUAAGAAGAUAAGCUAAAGGAGGAGCAAAAGUAAAAGGAAACAUUGGAAAGAGCAAAACAGAGAACUUCUAGAGUUAAUAGGAUGGCCACAAAUUUUAAUAAUCAGAAUAGUUCGCAAAACAUUAAUUUAAGCUAAGAAAGAUUUAGAACCAUAAAUAUUCAUGAUGAUAAAAGUGGUCCAAAUAAUAGCAAACAACUAGCAGUGAUCAGUGAGAAUGUGUAGGAAGAGAGAAAGUAUGAGGAUUCACUAGACUAAGAUUUCAAAUAGGUUGAUCAAAAGAACUAGCGCGAGCAGUAAUCAAAUAGCAUUUCUUAGCCUAACAUUAAGGUAUCUAUACAAUAGAAAAGUCAAGAUGACUCUCAGAAGAAAAGCAUAAACUAAGUUAACAAUGAAACUCCCAAUUAAAAUCAAGGUGAUCAAUCUACCUUCAAGAAGUCGCUUGGAUUUGAUACUUCCUCUGUUUAACCAGACUAACUUCAAGCUGCUGGUGUGCAUAAUGAUGAUGAAGAUGUUGAUAUUCCUUUAGAAUCGAACAUCUCUAAGACUUUGUCUGAAAGGACUACUAAGAUCGUUAUUAUCUUGGUGCUAGUUAUGUUGUUCUUCCAGCCUGUAUUUAGUGUUGGCACUUAUGUGACCAAUCCUUCUUACACUGAUCAAGGCUUGUUUAAUCUCGUAGACAUGUAUGAAACCUCUAACUGGACAGCAUAUCAAGUUACUGCCUAAUAAUUUAUUGCUGCUUUUAGUGUAGAAGCUCAAUAUCCUUUAAUCGUUCUCAUUAUUCCAGAUUAUACUAGCAAAACAAGAACGUCUAAUACUAUUACUUGGACUUAGAAUCCCUAGCUUGAAGAUUUGAGAAGCGACGAAUUUAUGGCUUCUGUUGCAUAUUCUGAUGAUGGUGUAAACUUUGUUGCAUUUAUAGACCAAAGAACUAACAGCAGAAUGGUAGCAAUACUUUCAAUAUCAAGAACAAUCUUCAUUUGCGUUAUCUUAUCUAUUGCAUCCAUUAUGUUUACUAGUGAUGCAAAUAGACUAGUAUUGACACCGAUAGAAAGAAUGCUAGAAAAAGUGAAGUUGAUAGCAAAGAAUCCACUUGCUGCAGCAGGAGAUGAAGUAGAUAAUGCUGGUGUUAUGACAAUGCUUGAAAAUUAAGAAAAAAAAUCUGAAAAAAAAUAAAAAGAAGAUGCUCAAUAUGAAACCGCUAUCCUUGAAAAAGCAAUCGUCAAAAUUGGUCACUUACUUGCUCUUGGUUUUGGAGAGGCUGGAUCUAAAAUUAUUGCCUCAAAUAUGAGUAUGGGUGGUGAUAUUAAUCCUAUGAUGGCUGGCUAAAGAGUCUUUGCUAUAUUUGGAUUCUGUGAUAUUAGAAACUUUACUGAUUCUACUGAGAUUUUAUAAACAAAAGUUAUGCUUUUUGUUAACUAGAUAGCAGAAAUUACUCACUCUAUGGUUGAUAAAUAUGGAGGAUCAGCAAAUAAAAAUAUUGGUGAUGCCUUUUUGCUUGUAUGGAAAUUCAGAAAUGAGGAAGAGUUCUUUUAAACUCCUCAAGUCAUUACCAGAGAUAAUCAGUAUUGUGCCGACUUGGCUUUAUUCUCUUUCUUAAAGAUCAUUGCUAAAGUCAACAAAUUAGCACAUAUUCUUGAAUAUAGAAAAGAUCCUGAACUAAACAAGAGAAUGCCAGGAUAUUCAGUCAAGAUGGGAUUCGGGCUACAUUAAGGUUGGGCUAUUGAGGGAGCCAUUGGAUCAAUGUUCAAGAUUGAUGCAUCGUAUCUCUCUCCAAAUGUAAAUAUGGCUUCUAGACUAGAGGCUGCUACAAAAUAAUAUGGUGUCCCACUUCUGAUAUCUGGACCCUUGCAUGACAUUUUCACUGACAAAAUUAAAAUGCUUUGUCGUGAAAUCGACACAGUUACAGUCAAGGGUAGUGUAUUACCUGUGAAAUUCCUCACAGUUGAUGUUGAUUUUGACAAUCUUCAUGAGACUAAAGAUAAGUUAAUGGGAUUACCAGUUAAGUAAAAGAAAUAGGCAAGAGACAAGAAAAAGAAAUUACUCCUAAGCAGACUAUUUGAUGCAGGAUCAAAAGUAACCACUUGGGAUAUAUUUUCCAAAGAUAGAGAUUUUAAAGAACUCCGUAGAAACUAUGAUAAAGUUUUCACUAAGAAAUUCAAUGAAGCUUAUAAGAAAUAUAUCUUGGGUGAUUGGGCCACGGCUGAAGAUUUACUUUCACAAUGCCUUAAAAUGAACCCUAAUGAUGGUCCAACUAUUACACUGAAGAGCUAUAUAGAAGAAUUAAAUGGCACUCCACCAACUACAUGGAAAGGUUUCAGAGAACUAACAGAGAAGUGA
Stylonychia lemnae is the source of this 3219-nucleotide messenger RNA. The record is from the annotation of a GenBank genome assembly. NCBI's taxonomy places the organism in Eukaryota, Ciliophora, Spirotrichea, Sporadotrichida, Oxytrichidae.